AUGGCUCAAAGUUACAUCCACUUGAGAGUCAUCUUGCAUGGUGACUCAAAGCCAGAAGCGGAGGCCGCUAGACAACCUUGGGCGGGCUUGGGGGAGGGCGCGGGGGAGGGCGAGGCGGGGGGGAAGGAGGUCUUGGGGGUGGGGGGGGCCGGGGGGGACUUGGGGGCGGGCGCGGGGGAGGGCGAGGGGGUGGAGAAGGAGGCCUGGGGGGUGGGGGAGGGCGGGGGGGACUUGGGGGGGGGCGCGGGGGAGGGCGAGGGGGAGGGGACGGGGGCUUGGGGGGUGGUGGGUUCGGGGGAGGGUUCGGUGGGGGGCGGGGUGGGGGAGACGGGGGUUUGGGGGGCGGUGGUGAGGGGGGCUUUGGAGGGGGGUUCGGAGGAGGGCGAGGGGGAGGAGAAGGAGGGGGAGGAGGUUUCGGGGGAUUGGGGGGAGGGCGAGGGGGAGGAGAAGGGGGUUUCGGGGGGCUUGGAGGGGGGCGGGGGGGAGGAGAGGGAAGGAGAAGCAGGGGGGGAAGUAGCAGCGGCAGUGGUAGUUGAAGUGGCAGGGGCAGGGGCAGCAGCUGUGGCAGUGGGGGCAGCGGGGGAGGAGGAGAAGGAGGACCAGGCGUUGAAGGGCACGGGCAGCUGA
Molecule: messenger RNA, 627 nt
Organism: Closterium sp. Yama58-4
Lineage: Eukaryota; Viridiplantae; Streptophyta; Zygnematophyceae; Desmidiales; Closteriaceae
Source: the annotation of a GenBank genome assembly